UUUUCUAUUUGGGAUUCGUGAGUUGAUGCGCGUAUGGCAUAUUAGUUCUAAUUUAAUUGCGGAAUAGGUCAGUUUGGCCACAUCACUUGUGCCGAGCGGAAAACAAAAUAGCAACAUUGUCGCACGAUUUCUUUUUCUUUUCUUCGAAAGUGAAUCCAACGAUAUUUUCGACGUGUUAGAAAAAGAGUUAGGAGAAAACAGUUUGAAAAUUGUGUUCAAAGCAAAUCCAGAUAAAAUAAUUCUUUUCUUAGAAUUUCGUUUACACAAUUGUUUUGAAAAACAUGUACGACACAAUUGGUAGCUAUAGCAGUUUGCUAUUAUUGUUUUUAUUUACGUCGUUAUUCGGUCUUGUUUACCAGUUUGUGUUGCGAUCGUGGUAUUACUUCAGUGAUCGAAAUGUGAAAUUUGUUCGUGGUGUACCGUUACUGGGCAGUACAUAUAAAUCAGUUAUCGGUUUGGAGCCCGCUGCAAUUUCAUAUCGACGAUUAUACGAUCGCUUUCCUGAGCAGAAAUUUAUCGGAAUCUAUGAUCUCGGCGGUCGACCCUCUUAUUUAUUACGUGAUCCUGAUUUGAUCAAACAGCUGAUGAUCACCGAUUUUGAUCAUUUUGUUAAUCACAGAUUCACAUUUGGCAAUGAAAAUGAUCUGUUUACGCACACCUUAUUCGGGAUGCGCAAUUCAAAGUGGCGACAAAUGCGUUGCACAGUGAGUCCAGCAUUUACAGGCACACGAAUGCGUAUGAUGCACGAGUUGAUGGUUAAAAGUAGUGAACAAUUUAUUGCCACACUUAAGGAGACUGAUAAAAUUGCCAAAAUAUUCGACUCUCGUGAUCUGUUCACACGUUAUGCUAAUGAUAUAAUUGCGACAACCGCAUUUGGCAUCGAAAUCAACUCAAUGCGUGAUUUAGAUAACGAUUUCUUCAAGGCCAGCUACUCGAUGAGUGAAUUUCGAUUUAUUGACGGUUUGAAAUUUUUAGCAUCGCUCAGUUGUCCAUCACUUGUUCAACUGCUGGAUAUUCGGGUGACCGGAGAGGAUAAUGCGGAUUUCCUGCGGAAAAUUGUGAAAGAAAAUAUUGAAAAGAGGAAAAAAGAUAAUAUCGUUCGAAAUGAUAUGAUUGAUCUUUUGAUUAAAGCUAGAAACGGACAGCUGGAACAUGCCGAUGGAGAUGAUAAGACAGACGUUGGCUUCGCCACCACGAUCGAAUCAAAUGUGGGCAAAUCGAGCGAGAAAGUUCAAAACUGGACCGACGACGACGUGGUCGCACAAUGUUUAGUGUUCAUUCUUGGCGGGCUAAAUGCCAUAGCCGGAACGGCAUGUUUCAUGUUCCACGAGUUGAGCCUUAACCCAGACAUUCAAGAUAAACUUUUUGCGGAAAUAAACGGUGUGAAAGAAGAGUUGAACGGGUCACCUUUGGCAUAUGAAUCGAUUUCAAAAAUGAAAUAUCUCGAUAAAGUUGUCUGUGAAACACUUCGACGUUGGUGCCCUGUACCAUUUCUGGAGCGUACAUGCAACCGUCCAUAUGUCUUAGAAAAUAAUGAGGAAAAAGUUGAACUUCAAGUUGGUGAUGGCAUUUUUGUACCGACAUAUGCACUGCACAUGGAUGACAAAUACUUCCGAAAGCCAAUUAAAUUCGAUCCUGAGCGAUUCAAUGACGAGAAUAAAGGUUCAAUUCAAACGGGCACCUAUUUACCCUUUGGAAUUGGUCCACGUAACUGUAUCGGAUCUCGAUUUGCUUUAAUGGCAAUCAAAACACUAGCUUUCUACUUGAUAUCUGAGUUCUUCGUUGAUAAAAGCUAUAAAACUCAAGAUCCACUUAAGCUAAAAGCGUUACCAUUGCUCAUGGAUGCAGAGAAAGGGUUUUUCAUUGAACUGAGACGCCGUCAGCCCGAUCGAACACCAUACAAAAGUCAAGUGUUCACAUAAAACCAACAUUGAUUUAGUUUUUAAGAAAAAAAAAAACAUCUUUAUACGCAAAUGGAUGUCCAUUGAUUUUUGUGCCAUAACAACAUUUUGUGCUGUGUAUUUAAAAUAAUAAUAUCAUUUAAUUGACCAUGAAAGUACGUAUAUUUUUGUUUUCUAAUAAUUUUCGUUACGAAAAAUAAACUUUGAAAUCUAUUACCGACCGAUACGA
Messenger RNA from Sitodiplosis mosellana (orange wheat blossom midge), 2130 nucleotides. Its product is annotated as probable cytochrome P450 9f2. The coding region runs from base 282 to 1922 and encodes 546 amino acids. The transcript is spliced from 3 exons. NCBI's taxonomy places the organism in Eukaryota, Metazoa, Arthropoda, Insecta, Diptera, Cecidomyiidae. Gene Ontology annotation, molecular function: monooxygenase activity; oxidoreductase activity, acting on paired donors, with incorporation or reduction of molecular oxygen; iron ion binding. The record is from RefSeq and is a predicted model, not a curated record.